Aspergillus puulaauensis is the source of this 1383-nucleotide messenger RNA. RefSeq names its product putative MFS monocarboxylate transporter. Gene Ontology annotation, molecular function: transmembrane transporter activity. The record is from RefSeq and is a predicted model, not a curated record. The coding region runs from base 1 to 1383 and encodes 460 amino acids. Gene Ontology annotation, cellular component: fungal-type vacuole membrane. Gene Ontology annotation, biological process: transmembrane transport. Lineage: Eukaryota; Fungi; Ascomycota; Eurotiomycetes; Eurotiales; Aspergillaceae. The transcript has 2 exons.
AUGACAGAUGUUGAACUGGCGAGGGACGGCGAGGGUCCCCAGUAUUCGCCCCCGCAAACUGGCGAAGCGGAGCAAGACCAUCCCACCUGGCAGUAUGCACUGGUCGUAUUUGCCGGGUUUUCGGUGAUGUUCACGACAUGUGCCUUUAUCUUCUCCUACGGUGUAUACCAAUCUCUCUACGAAGAGAUGGCUAGCACCGAAGGCACCCCAUUCACCGGGAGCUCGACCGCUCUCAUCAACCUGGUGGGAAUCUUGGCCAUCGCGCUGAUGUCCAUGGGUGGGCCGUUUGCCAUGCACUGGUCCAAAAUCUAUUCGCCACAGGCUGUGAUUAUCGCCGGAGGCUGGAUCUUCGGCAUCGCUUAUAUCCUUUCAAGCUUUGGGAAGAGCCUCUGGCAUUUUGCUCUGACCCAAGGAGUGUUGCUGGGGAUCGGUGCAUGCCUGUCGUAUGUCCCGACGAUGAGCGUUGCGCCAACCUGGUUCGACAAGCGCCGGGGCCUGGCGAUGGGUGUGAUCAUCUCCGGCUCUGCAGUUGGAGGCAUGAUAUGGCCUCCUGCUCUUCGUGCCAUGAUCACUCAUCUUGGCUUUCGGAACGCGCUGCGGAUCUCUGGCUGCAUCUCUCUGGCGCUCGUCUCUGUUGCCGGAUAUGCCCUUGGCUGGGAGCCCAAAUUCCAUGACCAAGUCCGUCUCCAGACCCAAGGUCUUCGACGACGAACUGCCUGGAUUCAAGCGCCCGUGGUCAACUUCCGCGUCGCGCGCUCGAAACGCUUUGUGGCACAGGCACUGGGUUGUUUCCUGCAGUCGGCAGGAUAUUCAACGCCGUUGUUCUUUUACGCUGCAUACGCAAACACACUCGGCUACAAUUCCACCACGGCAGCCAACUUCAUUACUCUAAACAAUGCCUCAAACUUCAUCUCCCGCAUUGCUAUUGGCUACGGCGCUGACAGGUAUGGGCGCAUCAAUGCGUUGUUUGUGACGACGCUGCUGAGCGCUAUCGCCGUUUUCACCUUCUGGAUCCCUUCGAUGUUCCAUACAACCGAUGUGUCCAAGUCUAGUGCUGACGGUCUUUUCAUUGUCUUUACGAUUCUUUAUGGUGCCUUCGCCAGUGCGUAUAUAUCCCUCUUUCCGGCGUCCCUGAUCGAGCUCUUCGGAGUGCAGCACUUUACCAGUGUCAACGGCGCCUUGUAUCUAAUCCGUGGAAUGGGCGCACUUAUCGGGACGCCGCUGAUAGGUUUGUUGAUCCCAAGUUCUGGUGCCCUCACUUCGUCCUAUAUAUACGAGCGAGCAGGGAUAGUGGUGGGGGUGUUGCUGAUGGCGGCGACCGUGGCCUGUCUCUGGGUACGCAUUGAGGCGACGCUAGGAUCUGCAUGGAAAUGGCGGGUAUAA